AUGGGCAAACUCCGCCUCUCAACAAGAUUGUUUCAAUCAUCAUUAUUUCUCCUACUCGUUUUGUGUGUUUUAUCCAACCAACAACAGCUGCAACAGGAAAAUUGGUAUGACUCUUUGAGUGACAGUUGGGUGGAUGCUUAUGUUUCAUCUUAUCUCAACGCAUACAUGUGGAAAACCUCAUCUCUCGCAUCUACAACCAUUCAGUCAAGAGAUGGUUUGAUUCAAUAUUUGAGAGGAACAAACCAUACGGCUGGUCAAUCGCAGCAGAGUGUGAAAAUUGGGGUUUUAUAUCACAAGGUUGAUUUGGAACAUGUGAAAAACAUGUGGCAACAGGUGAAGGAGUUUUAUGGAUGGACAUCAGACAUGGACACGUUCAAGUAUUCAUUUCUUACAGUAGAUGACAUGGAUUUUACAUGUAGACAAUUUCAUGCAUUUGAUGAUUUUGAUAUUGUCGUUACGAGUGAGGAAUACUUUUAUAAGAUUGUUAGAGUUUUUAGAACAGGAAAUAGGAAGGAUAAUGGGAUUUGGUACACAUACGAAGAUUUUCAAAGUUAUUCGAUUGUUCCAAUUAAGAUUUUACAAAUAGCAAAAGAACCGAAUAUCUAUUCGAUUGUCAAUUAUUUAGAAUCUAGAAUAGAUUCAAAUUGCACUAAUAGUAGUGUUAUUUAUCAACAUGAUAGCACUGAAGAAAUCAUUUACAAAAUAAUAUCAAACUCUUUAAAUGGAACUAUUUAUGAAAAUUCGGAUUUUCAAAGAUUUGUAAAGAAAUUUAGUCCAAAUUCAUUAAUAUUGAGUUCAAACUCUGUGGAAGAUUUGAAGUCACUCCUCAUAUCAAGACUAAAUUACGGGUCGUCUUCAUCAAAUUAUUAUCAAAAUUUCAAAACUUUCCUUCGACCAAAUUGCACACAAUGUCUCAAUGAUUUUUGUGCAUCUGUCAGUUUCAUACAGACUGAUUAUUGGAUUGUUCCGAGUACAGUUAUGGUAAUUCUCUAUUUUGCAGCUCUGUUUCUCUCCAAAGCUUUUCUAACACCUUCUAUUAAGAGAAGAUUAUUGAUUCCCUAUCUUCCAUUUAUAAUUGUUUAUAUUGAAUCUCAAUAUUUGAGUCCAAUUCUCAAUUAUUGCUCAAGAGGAAGAUUGUUAAUUCUUGGAUUUGUCAUUAAUUGGUAUCUCAUAACUUAUGGAUUGACCAUUAUUAGAUUGUACUUGUUGAGAAAUAUGUACACUUUGAUUUCGAAAUCAAAAUUUUCAAAUAUUAGAAUUCAAAAGAUACUCUCAGGAGAUUUAAUAGGAAUAGUUCUAACAGGAGGUUUAUCUUUCCUAAUUACCUGUUUCAUUUCUCUUCCUUUCUAUUUCGUUUUCCUCCCUCAAGAUCAAUACCUUUUCAGUAGCAUCUUUAUUGGAAUAAGUGUAGUUUUGGGAAGUCUUUUGUCAUUACUUGGAGUUGUUAUUGAUAUAAUUACCAAUAGAAAAAAGUUCUCAAAGAAAGGUAUCAGUUAUUACAUUUUCUUUGAUGAUCCAUUCAUGAUAAGAAUUGAACUCUUGUCACUUGCCAUGAUUACCAUUCUUGUUGUAAUUCUUGGAACAUUGAAUUUAUAUGGAAUACCAGUAAGUUUAUAUUCAUGUGAGUGA
Naegleria gruberi is the source of this 1629-nucleotide messenger RNA. RefSeq lists its product as uncharacterized. Bases 1 to 1629 code for a protein of 542 amino acids. The record is from RefSeq and is a predicted model, not a curated record. The transcript has a single exon. NCBI's taxonomy places the organism in Eukaryota, Heterolobosea, Eutetramitea, Acrasida, Naegleriidae.